AUGGAUCGGAGUUGGAUGUAUAAAAAGCGCAAUACACUUGAAUAUGUUCAUGGGGUUCAAGAGUUUGUUAAAAUUGCCGAGGAAUAUGCAAGUAAAAUUGGUGAAAAUUAUAUAGUGUGUCCUUGUUAUGAUUGUAGAAAUCUAAAAAAGUUUCGUAGUUCUGAACAAAUUAAGGAACAUUUGAUACGUCGUGGUUUUAAGAUAGGAUAUGACCGGUGGAUAUGGCAUGGUGAAACUGUCCUUACUAGUAACAGUACAAAUCAAAGAGAAUGUAGAAAAAAUCAAGAAAAAGAUCAAAGUAAUGAAGAUAAUGUUAGAAAUGAUGGAGACAAUGAUCGGCUAGAUGAAUUGAUGCGGGAUAUGCAAGGGGAUUUGAAUCAAAUGCCUCAAGAGUUUGAAAGUUUUUUUGAGAGUUCUGGAAAACCUUUGUUUUCUGGAUGUAGUAAAUUUACAAAGUUAUCAGCAGUGCUUAAAUUGUAUACCGUAAAAGCAAAACAUAGGUGGAGUGAUAAGAGUUUCAUGGAGUUAUUAGAGCUUUUAAAGGGCAUGCUUCCAAAUGAGAAUGAACUUCCUAGUUCAACUUAUGAGGCAAAGAAAAUGUUAUGUCCGUUGAGUAUGGAGAUUGAAAGGAUCCAUGCAUGUCCAAACGACUGUAUUUUGUAUUGGAAUCAAAACAAAGACUUGCAUGUGUGUCCAAAGUGUGGAGCAUCGCGUUAUAAACGAAAAGGGCUCGAUGAUGCAUGUGAGCAGAAGAAAGGUCCUCCAGCGAAGUUGUUGUGGUAUCUACCGGUGAUUCCAAGAUUCAAACGUUUGUUUGCAAAUGCAAAGGAUGCGAAGAAUUUGCAAUGGCAUGCUAGUGGGAGAAAAGAAGAUGGAAAGUUGAGACAUCCUGCCGAUUCUCCUCAGUGGAAGAACAUUAAUAAGAAGUUUCCUGAUUUCGUCGCCAUAGCACUUGGCCAAUUCUCUUAA
This is a messenger RNA of Ipomoea nil (Japanese morning glory), 969 nucleotides long. RefSeq lists its product as uncharacterized. The record is from RefSeq and is a predicted model, not a curated record. Lineage: Eukaryota; Viridiplantae; Streptophyta; Magnoliopsida; Solanales; Convolvulaceae. Bases 1 to 969 code for a protein of 322 amino acids. The transcript is spliced from 2 exons.